Megalobrama amblycephala (Wuchang bream) is the source of this 3589-nucleotide messenger RNA. RefSeq names its product CTD (carboxy-terminal domain, RNA polymerase II, polypeptide A) small phosphatase-like b (gene ctdsplb). Bases 578 to 1411 code for a protein of 277 amino acids. Gene Ontology annotation, molecular function: RNA polymerase II CTD heptapeptide repeat phosphatase activity. NCBI's taxonomy places the organism in Eukaryota, Metazoa, Chordata, Actinopteri, Cypriniformes, Xenocyprididae. The record is from RefSeq and is a predicted model, not a curated record. The transcript has 8 exons.
UAUUUUUAAUAUGAGGGAGGGGGUUCCCAGAAAAUACCUCCUCCUGCUGUUCCUCAGCUCUAUCUCGUGAAUAUCAAACACUCGCCGUCUCCAUAUUGGAAGCAGAGAUCAGAAAACACGGGAAAACAUGAAGAGACAGUUUAUGACGAUCGUUUAAGCGCACAGAUGUCGGCGUUCUCCGCUAUAGCUCCAGGAGUUUAAACGCAAGCGUUCAGACAUCGCGCGGGUCAUUUAUUCAGCCCGCAUUCGGAGGUUUCAUGGUCAGUUCGCUAACGCUAUCCUAUAUUAGCAAUCCAACCUCCAACUACUUGUUAGCCAUUCGGCGCUGGCGCAGUUGAUUUUUGUAAUGCGCAUCCGCACGGGCUGAUUGAUCAAAUGUGUGUCCGCGACGCGUAUUUUAAUGCAACAAAACGCAAAGAUUAGUGGUCGGGUGCAGUCCGUUCGCCCACGCUAGCCUGAGCGACAGCAGUCUGCUGGCUGGCUGGAGAUCUGCCAUUAACUCGACUAGCUGUUAGCACAACCUGAAACACGGACACGGCCAGAACUCGCUGGAAAAAGGAGCUAACAUCUCGUUUCCAUGGACAACACGUCCAUAAUAACGCAGGUUACGAACCCCAAGGAGGAGGAGAUACUCUCGUCAAAUGCUGAGAAAGUUUCGCUGUCUAACAGCAGCCUGAAGAAAAAAAGGACUCGCAGCAUCUUCAGCUCGUUUUUCUGCUGUCUGAGGAGUUACGAUGCCGAGCCCCCCGCCACCCCCAACAACAACAGCAGCCCUCUGCCCCCACCUGUGGAGGAGAACGGAGCUCCACCAAAGUGUGACCAGGUUGAGGUCAUCCCUAUCCCCAGUCCUCCAGAGAAGUACCUCCUGCCUGAGGUUAACAUAAAUGACUAUGGGAAGAAGUGUGUGGUAAUAGACUUGGAUGAGACUCUGGUGCACAGCUCGUUUAAGCCUAUUAGCAAUGCUGAUUUCAUCGUCCCAGUGGAGAUAGAUGGCACAGUGCAUCAGGUGUAUGUGCUCAAAAGGCCGCACGUUGACGAGUUCCUGCAAAAAAUGGGCGAGCUGUUUGAAUGUGUGCUUUUCACAGCCAGUCUAGCCAAGUAUGCCGACCCGGUGGCAGACCUGCUGGACCAGUGGGGUGUGUUUCGGGCACGACUCUUCCGUGAAUCCUGCGUUUUCCACAGAGGGAACUAUGUCAAAGACCUUAGUCGGCUCGGGAGAGAGCUCAGGAACGUCAUCAUUGUGGACAACUCCCCUGCAUCCUACAUUUUCCAUCCUGAAAAUGCUGUUCCCGUGCAGUCGUGGUUUGAUGACAUGACUGACACGGAGCUCCUGGACCUGCUGCCUUUCUUUGAGGGACUGAGCAAAGAGGAGGACGUGUACGGGGUGCUGCAGAACCUGAGGGGCAGGUAGCAGCCUGAGCCGCAGCGCCUGACGAGGGGCCAGUGAAGUCCCCCGGUGGAGAGCAGAGGAGCCGCUCCGCUCAGCUCCCAGCUCCUCUCUGCUCCAGCCUGCAGUCCUCACCUCACCGAUACCACCAUGACAUGCACACAGUGACAUGAACAGACUUUUAACAUUUAGUGGACACUCAAAUAUUUCUCUUUUGAAAAGUGCUUAUGAUAAACCAAAAAAAAUCAACCUUUUCUUUCCUUUUUAUGAAAUGAAAAUAUUCAAGUCAUAACCAUUCUUUGAGGUGUUGCUAUGCAGGUAGAAAUCCGUAGGGUUAAAGGACUGUGGGGUUUCCUCUCCGACCCAACAAAGUGCCUUUUUUGAAUGUCAUUUUUACGGGGGAAAUUAACAUUUUGUACACGACAUAUUUCCAGAGAACCUAAUCUUUACAAGAAAUAUAUGCUUUAAAACGGAGGCAGGUCAGUCUCUUUUUAUAAAAGCACUGUUAAAGAGGCCAGAGAUUUUUAAUUAUGUAAAGCUGGGUACACGUCUCCAUCUUUGUUCUUCUUGUGCUCCUUUUAUUUUCAGUUUUGCUUUAGCUUGUGCCAUUAUAUAGACUGAUACUAUUAUCUAGACUUGUAUAUGUUUAGUUUGUUUUCUAAGAGCAAAGGAAUGCAUUUGCACUUGUUAGGUUACUCUUCCAGUAUACCGCAGCCUCUUUUGCCAACUAACCUAGGAGAAACGAUCUUAAACCGAAGAUUGUAUCGUGCCAAUCGCUCAUAAUUUUAAAAACGUUUCGUUUUCAGCAAACAGGCCAGCCGCUAAUAUUGGUGCUGGAGACAAAUGUUUGGACAUUUCAAAAAUUGUUUUAGUCGCUAGUCUUUCUUGAAACGUUACGUUGAUCUGAAUGCCUUUGGUGAAGUAGCGUAGACACUGCAGUUGUUCCCCCGGCUGUAUUAGUAAGGGGAAGUGUCCUUUAUGGAAGCCAGGAUGCACAAUUGCAAAUGUAUCCCUUUUAUCGUUUUUAAUUCUUUUGUCGUUCAUCGUUUGAGUCGUCGAGAAUUGGUACAGGUUCAUCAUCUUUUUAUUUUUUAAUUAGUUUCGACUUGUUUUAAACCUUACCCUGCUGCUGCUACCACUGUACACUACACUACAAAAGACCUCCCUGUAGGUGCGACCAGUACCAGCCCAGGGACUAGAGCGCUGUGCAGCUUGUGCCAGAGCAUCGUUCAUAGGCGAAACGGACGUUUUUAAUCGCAGUCGGGCCUUAAAGGGUUUGCUCUUGUCCUGUUGCGGUGCAGCCCUCCUGUAGAAGUAAACGGAGGCCUUUUCUCCUGAUGAGAUUCUGGUUCUGAGUUUUGAAAGUGCUCGGCGCAAGCUGUGCAGACUCUGCAUCACCGCAGUGCCUAAGAUGAGAGGAGCAGUGGCGGCAUGUCCCGAUCCACUGCUGAACAGGCAAUAACCUCUCUUUCUCUCUCUCUGCCCAGAGUCCGCCACGUCACAGUUCAGUCCUGUUUUUUUUUUUUUUUUUUUUAAUUCCCUCAGUCUUUCUUCGUCUACCUCUCUCCAUCUCUCUUCAUCCUGUUCCGCAGCAGGCGAGGGAGAGCAAUUCAUUCUCACUUUUAUGGUCUUCUGUCAGUAUUUGAACUGUAUGCUUAUGUUAUCCACACCUGCUGUUUUCUGCUUGUUGACGUUCUGUACAGCCUCUCCUAUCGUCGACUCUUUCAAAUCUGCUGGUUGUUGAAGAUCUUCUUGCUGUCUAGAUAUUUGGCUUGCUUUUUAUAUCUAAUCGUUAAACACAAUACUUCUCACAUUUGCAAAUGUCACUUUUUUUUCUUUUUUUAAAAAAAUACAAUUAACUCCAGGUGACAGCGUUGAAACACUAUUGGUUUAGCUCACGAUUUUUAUUUACUUUUGUUCUGUGUUUUUCACUUCUAAACUGUAGGGUGCUGUUUUUAACACACAUUGUUUUCGUGAUGUCACGCCAAUGUUUUAAAGCGGCACGUCCAAUUAAAUUAUGCCUUAUUUUCUUUGAUAUUUUUCAGUAAGCCAUACAGACACGAUUUACUCUGGGCUUGAAAUCAGUUCGGAGAGGCUGUACAGUGCUGAUGUUUGGAGUAUAUUUCAAGUUGAAUUCAUGGUUGUCGCAAGUUUUCUUCCGGACUCUGACAUGUUAUAUUAAAGCACCUUUUUAAAAAACAA